This is a messenger RNA of Exophiala viscosa, 2752 nucleotides long. RefSeq names its product fungal-specific transcription factor domain-containing protein. Lineage: Eukaryota; Fungi; Ascomycota; Eurotiomycetes; Chaetothyriales; Herpotrichiellaceae. Gene Ontology annotation, molecular function: DNA binding; zinc ion binding; DNA-binding transcription factor activity, RNA polymerase II-specific. The transcript has 2 exons. The coding region runs from base 161 to 2575 and encodes 804 amino acids. The record is from RefSeq and is a predicted model, not a curated record. Gene Ontology annotation, biological process: regulation of DNA-templated transcription; DNA-templated transcription.
UCUUGACGUUUCCAAGGUACUUCUCGUCAGCUGGAUCUCGCAAUGGGUUCUGAGCAUUGCAGAGACGUCUUCUCUCGCUGACGAUGGCCACCUCUACUGUUCUACAAGGAGGCGCGUACGUUGCGCAAUUCAUUUAUGCUGUCUCACAUAUGUGAGCCAGAUGGUCUUCCAGAAAACUGCCCGGCGCAGGACUCCUGCGGAGGCACCAUGCCCAAAGUGUGGCCGCUGCUUCUCUCGUAACGACUCAUUGAGUCGGCACAUGAAGACUCAUGUCAGCCAUGGGAACCAACGGCCGGUGCAUCGCAUCAUCCAGGACAAAUUCCGUGCAUGUAGUGGCUGCCGGAGGGCAAAGAUCCGCUGCACAGGAAGCCUUCCUUGCGCCAGAUGUGACCAGCUCAAAUAUGAAUGUCGUUAUGACCAGAAUAGGCGCGACCAAAAACCAUUGGCUGGCACAAGCCCUUCAAGGACGUCUCCGACGACUCAAGUCGUGCCUGACCUCCAGGACACUCUACCGCCAUCAGCGACGUCCGCGCCAAUGCUCGAUGAUCAAGGAUCGGUUCUCCCAGGAACAGUCGCCCAGAUAGAAGGACUGCUCUCAAAACCCUCGAAUAACACUGGUGAUGCAGACCUAUUCCAUCUCUCCUAUCCUGAGAGCACGACUUCGGCCUUGCCUCUGGGCCUGGUCUGGGAUUCUGACGCCAGAACAGUUGCCUUCGAUAAUGGUGGAGAUCUUUCUGGUGGCCCUUCAACUUAUGUAUCACCUACCAUGCAUGUUUUAGACCCCUACUCCUACAAAUUACCUUCUCUUGCGGGCUCGCAGGAAGCACCUACACCGAGCAGUCAGGCGCUCUCUCACUGCAGAUAUCCCAUCCUGCAAUAUCUAUCACCUUUCACCGACCGUGAUUUUGGCUCUAGCCUAGCAUGCGACCUUCUGGACACAUAUUUCUCCAGUGCAUUUUCCAGUCGCAUGCACCCUACCUGCCACCACAUUCACAAUUUCAUCCUCCGGAAAUGCGACAUACUUGAUCCGGUUUCACCACGUCAAACCCAUCCAGCCUUGCUCGCUAGCAUGCUUUUUGUGGCUGCCUUAAGUGACAAGGCGCUUGGAUUGUUCAGCGGUCCCGAGGAAAGGGACCGCGUCUGCAAGUAUCUAAGUCGCCUCACCUAUCGACUUUUAAAUCCAUCUCGAUACGAACCACUCGUCACACAGGAAGACCUGGGCCUUUCUCCUGCAGGUGUGUCAGAUGCAGGUUGGACUAACGACGAAUUGCGACGAGUAUUGGAUCCCCAACAGGAGUCAAAUGGUCUCCCAGUUGCAUGGGGUACAGACUACGUCAUGGCACUGAUUCAUGUUUCCUCCGUAAUCUCUGGGUCCGAGAAGAAGGCCGCAUCAAUCAGAUGGUGGUCGAUAGCAUUCAACCUCGCGAGGGAUAUGAAACUGAACCAGGAAGUCGAAUCCUAUGUGAUGCCACAUACUCGAGGAGCUUCUCUGCCCAAUGUGACUUGCAAAUGCUCUUCCAAUGAGACCGAAGAUUCGACCGGAGAAGUCCAUCGGGAAGAACGUCGACGAACCUGGUGGCUCUUGUUCUUGAUGGAUCGACACCUAGCACUAUGUUACAAUCGGCCUUUGGCUCUCCUGGAAGCGGAGUGUCGAAAUCUGUUACUCCCACUUGACGAUGUGACCUGGCAGUCUGGUGCACAGCCCCACAGCCACGGUACUCGGGCUGAUGGGCCACGGUGCAUGCUGCUACCAUCAGGAAAAGGGCGACUUCACGGACCACCAAAUACCUGCUCUGGACUUGGGCUCUUUGGAUUUUUCUUGCCUCUUAUGACAAUCACGGGGCACCUAUUAGACUUCAAUAGGGCAAAGAGCGACCCCGUUGUGGCUGCUGCAUCCUCUUCAAUGUGGACGGUUCAAGAGCAUCGUAUAAUGCGCCGAUUGGACAUAUACCAAACAACACUGGAUGAACACACGGCACGAGGUGCCUCUCAACAGGAUUCUGAUGAAGGAUCUGCUUGGGAAGGGCAAACCGCCGAUUCGGCCGAUGUCAACGAAGACAAGCAUGUCGCAAAGCUUGUCCAUGGAUACAGUUCGCACAUCUGCCAUGUUCUUCAAAUUCUAGUUGGAAGCAAAUGGGAUCCAGUCUGCCUCUUCGAGGAUGCAGAUUUCUUCACUUCAUCAGAGACGUUCUCUCAGUCGAUGUUUCACACUAUGGCGGCCGCAGAGUGUGUGAAGACCGUGAUCUUGGCGUUUGAUGAAGAUGUCAGUUUCAUGCCAUAUUUCUUUGGCAUUCAGCUGCUUCACGGUAGCCUUUUACUGCUUCUGGUUGCCUUCCGUCUACUCGGCAAUUCAGGAGAUGCUGUCCUCGCCGGUUUGGAGGCGGUCAUCAGGGCAACGGAAGCUUGCUAUAUUACUCUUCCGACCGAUUACCAACGACAAUUCCGAAAUGUCAUGAGGUCUGCGACGGCUCUGGCAAAAGGAAGAAGAAACAACCCGAGCGAUACGGAAAAGCAAUUAGCUUUCGUCCUUGCUCGAUAUAGGUGGUCUCGAAAUGGAGCCGGCCUUGCUCGUUGAAGUCCUGGACAUUAGCUGCAACAAUCUUGACUCGGUCAACUUUGAGCAGACUACACUGACGGUGUCGGAGGAAGUUCCGUAUUUCGAUCUUUUGAAGCAACCAGGGUGAGAGUGGAUGAUUCUGGUAUAACGCGCGCACACAGCUGAUAAAGUUUAGAUACCAAUGAUCGGGGUCGA